AUGGCCACAGUUCCUGUCUACAUUGUCGUGCGCAGUUCCAGAAUGAAUUCCAGAACUCCACUUAUCCGCGUUCGGUCUCGACGUUUUCAGAAUCCGGAUGAUUAUCCAUUUUUUGAAGACACAAGCAUUGUGUGGCAUAUGGUGAUGAACCCUGUGUACGCUGCACAAGAAAAUGUGCAGGUGGCUAUACUCACUGCUGAGGUGGAUCGCGGUUCCCAGACGACUGUCAGGAUCGCAGAGAAACCACAAUUGGAUAUGGCCGAAGCCAAGCGGGAUCUGCGAAGGCUUAUGAUAUUGGAAAUGGGAGUUCUGAUGGAGGCUGGCGAUAUGCGUUUGAACUUUAUACCCGGCACAGGGGUAGGAGACGGAAAUGGUGAUAUGGUGAUCUUUGAUCAUCCAUUAGGGUUACAACAUGAGUGGAUCUGGUAUACUAUCAGAACUGUGCAUGCGCACACUGAUUGGAAGGUUGGAAGUUCAUAG
This is a messenger RNA of Alternaria burnsii, 480 nucleotides long. RefSeq lists its product as uncharacterized. NCBI's taxonomy places the organism in Eukaryota, Fungi, Ascomycota, Dothideomycetes, Pleosporales, Pleosporaceae. The transcript has a single exon. The record is from RefSeq and is a predicted model, not a curated record. Bases 1 to 480 code for a protein of 159 amino acids.